This is a messenger RNA of Lingula anatina, 3603 nucleotides long. RefSeq lists its product as uncharacterized. Gene Ontology annotation, molecular function: ATP hydrolysis activity; ATP binding; chromatin binding. Lineage: Eukaryota; Metazoa; Brachiopoda; Lingulata; Lingulida; Lingulidae. The record is from RefSeq and is a predicted model, not a curated record. Gene Ontology annotation, cellular component: nuclear origin of replication recognition complex. Gene Ontology annotation, biological process: mitotic DNA replication checkpoint signaling; DNA replication initiation.
UGUUGGUGAACGUCAUGAAGAGAUCACGCCGCUAUUUUUCUCUGUCUCAGAGACAGAUGCGUUCAUUCACAUGGGUUGGCAAAGGCGAAGUGAAGGAUCGGCGUUUAGAAAACCGCCUUCAUUACAGGUCAUAUAAGAAUGGCAGACUUGAAGUAUGUAUAGGUGACGGUGUCCUAGUUAACAACAGUGACAGCCUAGAUGAGAAAAAUGUGAAGCAGAAUGCAUAUGUGGCACGGAUACUGGAUCUUUAUGAAGAUGAUGGCAGAAAUGUUGCUGUAGUACAGUGGUACUGGCGCCACCAUGAACUGCAAUCUUGGGUCACCAGAAAAACUUACGGAGAAAAGGAGGUGCUCUUGAAUCUGUGCAAUUAUGAACGGGAAAUUGAUAUUGAAUCAAUUAUUGACAAAUGUGAAAUUGUACAAGUAGCAGAAAAUAUGGACUCGGAGGUUGAAAAAUGUACAUCUGACACUGGGACCACAACAUUUCUAUUGAGGUAUUCUUUUGAUGGGAAAAAGUUACGUGCACUUACCUUAUCCAACUUUGGAAGCACUAGCAAUGGUAAUACUAAAUCGCCUUCUCUCAUGAAAUCAUCAAAAUCGAAGGGAUCCAACAAGAAACCUAGUGGCAAAGAGAACAGUAUGGCUGGCAAAGUAGAUGGAGAACUGUAUGAAGAUGAUAAAGUUUUAGAUGAUAUGUCACUUGAAGACAUUCAGUGCAAGCCAAGAAACAAAGUGACCUGCAAAGAUACGGACAUCCUUGUCUCACCUGUGAAGGGGAAGUCAAGAAAAAGUAUAGAUCUGAAGAGUCCUGUCAUCAGUAAAUACUACAGAGCAUUCCGGACAGAUGAUGUAGCACAGUGUUUAGUAGAUGAUGACAUCAGCGAGACUAACACAGAUAUUAUCAUGGAUGAUGACAGUGAGUUUGGGAUAGAAAAAGUGGAAGAAAAUAACUCCACAGUAUCUAGUACUUCUGGGAAGACCAAAAGAUCCAAGUCUCAGAAAGUGACAAAGAAUGUCAAAAGUAAAGAUUUUGAGCUUUUUACCUCUGUGACUCCAUUGAGCUCCAAAAAACAUGGCAACAGGAGGACUGAAGGUGAUGAGCCUUGUGUAGCCUCCAAUACUAAGAGGCCUUCCAGGAAGUCCACAGGUAUGACAACCAAGCGUGAGGUCAGCCAGACUGAAGUGGAAGGCUCUCAUAGUCCACCUAAAAGGGGGAAAACUUCCACAGACAGUGACCUGAAUGUGAAGCCUGUGUCCAAGCGUAACAGCAGGAAGUCGUUGCCUUUCACAAAAUCUGGGAAAAGUUGGCCAAAUGUAAUGUUAGAAAAGCUACCAGUUAGUUCGAGGGAUUUGAAAAGUGCUACAUUUGAUGUCUCUCCAGAAAGAGUUGUUGCUAAAGUUCCAUCUGGAAAAGAGUUUCCUAUUACAGACCUUGGGAAGUCUGCACAGAGAAAGAAAAGCAGUUCUAGGAAAAAGAGAGUGUCUGAUCCUUACUCAUUUAAAAGUGAUGAUGACCAGGAUUGUGAUUUGAAGUCAUUCAGAAAUGGUUCAGUUUCUUCUGUGCAAAAGACAGCAAAAACUGCUAAGUCUAAGAACAGCAAAGCUAUUGCAACUCCUAAAGGUGGCAAAGAGCCAACUACACCUAAAAAUGCUAAACCUGCUGCAACACCCAGGGCAAGCAGUCGAAAGAAGAAAGCGGUCAAGUACUUCCAUAGUGACAAUGACAGUGAUAACAGCGAUGCCAGUGUACAUACCAAGAACCUCAGUGAUAGCGAUGAUUCUGCAGAGGAUUCGUUGGAGGGUUAUGAUUCCAAACCUAAUUCCAGGAGGAAAAGUAUGACAGGGAGAAAAGCCAGUAAAACACCUGUUAGGACUCCUGGAAAGCAGAGUUGUGCCAGGACUCCAAAGACUCCAAGAAGUAAGGCCACUCCAUCCAUCCCAAGCCGUGUCAAAGCUUGUGCCACACCCAGAACAGUACUGGAGCAAGCAAGAGCCAGACUUCAUGUAUCUGCUGUGCCAGAAACCCUGCCCUGCAGGGACCAGGAGUUCCAGGAUAUCUUCCAAUUUGUGGAUGGUCACAUCUUAGAUAAAACCAGUGGUUGUAUGUACAUAUCUGGUGUGCCAGGCACAGGGAAGACUGCCACUGUGCAUGAAGUGAUACGAGAACUACAACUACAGAGUAAGACUGAUGAAGGGAAUUCAUUCCGCUUCAUUGAACUCAACGGAAUGAGACUGACAGACCCACAUCAAGCCUAUGUAGAGUUACUGAAGGAACUGACUGGAGCUAAGGCCACUCCUGACCAUGCAGCUGCCCUGCUGGAAAAGAGGUUCAACACAGCAGCGCCCAGGAGAGAGACUGUUGUGCUACUGGUGGAUGAGUUGGAUUUGCUGUGGACAAAAAAACAGAAUGUGUUGUACAACAUCUUUGAUUGGCCCACCAAACCCCAUGCCAGACUUAUUGUGCUUGCUGUAGCCAAUACCAUGGAUUUACCUGAGAGAAUUAUGAUGAACAGAGUGUCCAGUAGACUAGGUUUGACACGAAUGACAUUCCAGCCAUACACACACAAGCAGCUUCAGGAGAUAGUGUUAUCAAGGAUGAAGGGGGUGAAAGCCUUCAACGAAGAUGCAAUACAGUUGGCAGCCAGAAAAGUGGCAGCAGUGUCAGGUGAUGCAAGAAGAGCCCUUGAUAUAUGCAGGAGAGCCACAGAAAUUGCAGAAUUUCAAGCCAAGAAGAAGAACCAGCCAGGCCUAGUGGAGAUGGAACAUGUUGACACUGCCAUCCAGGAAAUGUUCUCAUCACCAAAAAUUGUAGCCAUGAGGAAUGCCUCUGCACAGGAGCAGCUGUUCCUAAAGGCAGUGCUGGCAGAGUUCCAGAGGAGUGGACUGGAGGAGGCAGCCUUCUCCAAGAUAUUUAGACAGCACAUAGCUCUCUGCAGGUUUGAAGGCAUUACUCCUCCCACUGCGUCAGAGGUAGCAUCCAUCUGCUCCCGCCUGGGAAGUUAUCGUCUGCUGCUGGUAGAGAGUGGACGUAAUGAUUUGCACCAGAGAGUGCGCCUCAAUGUCAGUCAGGACGACGUGGCCUAUGCCCUAAGGACUGUCAGCGAAAUUGAACAAUAGAGAUAUGCCCCGUGAUCAAGAUGUCACAUUUCCUCAUUUCUUGGAACUUUCAGAAAAUGUUUGCAAUGAGAGUAUUAUUUUAGAUCAUCAAAGCAGUGUUAACAAAGUUGAUAUAUGCCUGCUAUAUUAAUUGUCAAGUAUUAGCAUAGAGUGCUGACUAAGAGGUUAUGUACUUUCCAUUUCCUGGAGAUUGGAACGUCUUUCAUUUUGGGGAAUACAUUUUUAUCAACUUAACUUUGGAAAAAAUGGGCUACAAGAUGGAAGAACAUUUCACUAUAUUGACUCUACUUUUAAAUGUCCUAAUCUUUUAAAACCGUCUUCAAAAAACUCAAUGAUGAAUCAAUUUUUGCCUUCACUGCAGUUUGGUUUUAUAAUUUUAAUGAGCAAAGGGAGUAUUUCAACUUAUCUAUCCCAUUAAAAGAAAGAAUAUAAUGUUGCUAUUAAAAGGCUACAAACUGUAUUUGAAAUAAAUACUUCAAUUGUAAAA